Molecule: messenger RNA, 5670 nt
Organism: Linum trigynum
Lineage: Eukaryota; Viridiplantae; Streptophyta; Magnoliopsida; Malpighiales; Linaceae
Source: the annotation of a GenBank genome assembly
UUCUUACCUUAAUCCGAUAUUAGCAACGCGAUUCGAGUAUGCACCGGGAAAAUGUAUUCUCGCUCACUUAUAGUCAACCAAUCUAGCUCCCUACUCAAACUUUAUAGCCCACAAUAUAUAGCCUAGCUAGGGUUUUCCUUUCUUGAACAACACACAAGCUAUAGCUAGGCUAAUGCAAUGCAUACUGAGACAUGCCUACAGUAAGUUUAUGAUAAAGGAAACCUUUUUAUCUUAAGCCAUGAGUGAUCAGUAAAAAAACAAAAAACAAAACUCCUGUCGUGGGGAUUUCAAUCAAUUGAUCAAUCAUGGGACCGUAAAAAAUGUUGUGAAAGUUAGUUGGGUAAAAGGGAUCGAGUCAACUACUAUGCAAAUCAUCACAUAUUGUAACUUUUUCAUUAGUUUUUACGUUUCUCCAUGAAACCAAAACCAUGUUUUUUAAUUAUUUGUUCUUUUGCCUGCUGUCUCUGUCGCACACUCACGGUUCAUCGAUACACUACAACCCAAAAAACAAAUUGGUGCUGGCUGCUCAUCUCUUCACUUUCCCUUUGAAAAAAAUGGAGGAAAAAACUAAAGGUGAAGACAGUCUGUGUUGCCUGUUGUUUUUUUUAAGCUUUUGGGAUUUGAUUCAAGGAGGGCAAAAGUCCGAUUUUCCCACCAAAGAAAGGUUUUGUGUAGGAUUCUCAAACAAUAGCUUCAUGAUGAUCAUCAUUUCAAGUUUGAUUGAUCUUGCAAGCUUGUAUGUCUCUCGGAUAUAUGAUUUAAUUAAGUAACAUGGAUGUAUGCACAGAUGUAACUUAAUUUGGAUAGGUAUGCAUAUUACUCAACUACUAAAGCUAAAUGAUCUCGUGUGUUUUAAGCCUUAAUAGUUAACGACUUAAUUAGUGUUACUCAGACUUGAAUAAAUAGUGUAUGUAGAGUUUUCCAACAUCGUAUCACCCGAACUAUUCAACGACAAUCUAAAGUGAUUCAUAUGCAAAACUCCAUUACUCACAAAUCUGCCAAUUUGGAUGACUUCUCAAGUAUAUUUUUACUUGGUGAUGUUUAUUAGGAAGUGGUUAAGUAUUAUACAUGGGCCUCUCUCAAUAACUUGAGUUAUCGGGACCAACUGAUUCUUUACAUGGUAUCAGAACUGAUAUGUUAUUGAGAUCACGUAUUCAAGUCCUCAUGACCCCCAAUACUAACCGUUGUCUUUAAAAGACAUGGUAUGGUGAGAUUUCUCUCAGUUGAAACCUUUUCACUAAAACUUUGAUCACAAUACAAACAUUCAUAAAUUGCUUUAUUAAUUUGUAUUUUUUAUGACUCGCUCGUAGAUGAGUAUCAAUGUGGAGAUGUUCACUUCUUACAUAUCCAAUCACUUAAAGACCUAACGAGAAUAAAAUCACUUAGAUAAAUAGAUUCCAAUACCAACUAAAUUCUAUAUAAUUAAUAUAUUUUGAAAAUAUUUGUAGCAAACACUCCUAUCUUUUUGUAACAUGAAAUUAUAAUUUAAAGCUUGACCAAAUAACAACAAAAAAAUCAAAAAAAAAAAAUUUAAGACCGAGGAUCUUUUUGGGUUUCUUUGAUUAUUUUAUGCAACAAUAACAAAUAUUUCAAAAUAAAUGAUAGUACAAUCUCAAUUUUUAGAUGAGAUUUAUUUAUGUUGCAUUGAAAAGGAAGAGUACAAGUCACAACUUAAUUAAAAUAUACUUUAUUUAAAAUUAUUAAAAACAAAAUAACAUAUAUCAGUAUCAGGGCCGGCCAAGAGGGUAUGCCGGCCCGCCCUCCGGCACAGGGCCUCCGAAUAUUAGGGGCCUCCACUUAGAUUCGUUAGUUACCGAUCGAAUAUUGCAGGUUGUUUUUUUAGUGUAUGAUUGAUAGAUUAUGAACAUGAUGACGAAUUUAAUAGAUAGUUUUAGCUAUAAUAACAAUUGAAAAGGAUCUCAUGGAGAAUACGAAAAUUAGAGAGAUAAUAGAUAAUUUUAAUUUAAACAAUAAAGAAAGAUAUUAUAUUUUGAAUAAUGGUAUUAUAAUGAUUUUAGUUUUAUUAUAGUUAAAAGUCAAUUUGGAUCAUGUCUCCAUUUUAGAAUAGGGCCUACACGAUCCAUUAGAUAGACCCGCACCCACCCCUCGAUCAAUUUAUAUUAUUUUCAUUUCUCCAUUCAAUUUUUGCUCUAUAUCUAUUUUAUGUUCCCUCCAGAUUUACUUUUCUCCCUCCUUGCUGGGAGCGAGAAUUUGGUCUUGGUUUCUUGGUCAAACAGGGAGUGAGAUUGUUUAUUCAUUUUGAAAUAAUUUUCUGAACUUAUGUACUUUAUAAUUAUUUAAUAAAUUUUAUUUGUAUAAAUUUAUUGAGAAAAAAAUUAGGGGCCACAUGUUAAAUUUUCGAACAGGGCCUCCAAAUAUCAUGGGACGGCUCUGAUUCAGUAUCCAAAUAUUAUAGUUUACGGUACAUUAAAUUCAUUGAUAUAUAUAAUGUCAUACAUAUAUUGUUCACAAAUUAACAACAAAAAAAAAACUAAAUCAUCUCUAAUAUAACAACAACCUUCAUGAAAUAAACGAAACAAUUUUGAUAAUUUUUUUUAUUUAUUCCAGGGGUUUGAGGAAAUUAGGAUAACAAGAGAAAAGACAGAAAGUGCUACGUCAGUAUUUCAGCCGUAGGCUUCCCAGCCAUCAUCCAUCCUCACCGUCUUCUUUUAUUUUUUCUCCCAUUAAGCACUCAAAAUUUCAAUAUUACUCUUUUUUUCUCCCCUAUUAUUCUUUUUUUUCUUUCAUUCACUUGGGACAAAAACCCAUUAAGAAUCACAAAGAAGAGAAGAGAUAUCUCUCCACAUAUCCCACAUCUCCAUCUCUUCUCCUCCCUUUUCCUGUUACAGUUUCAUUGUUUGUGUGGCUGAGAGAGAGAGAGAGAUCCCUUAUUAUCAUUUCUUCCUCCCUUUUUUUUCUUUGCCUCUUCAUGGCUUGAGAGAGAGCAAGUUGGUCUAGCUAGCUACUUCAUUUCUGGGUUUCUUUUCUCAGUUCUAGAGCUUCCCUCUCUCACUCUCUCUUCUCUUUUAAAAAAAAGAAAGUGUUUUUUUUUUCUCUCUACCCUUUCUUGUUUGCGACACCGAACCAAAUUCAAAACCCAAAAGAGUUCCAAACCUUGUCUGUUCUUGGUGGAGUCCAAACAAAGUAGAAAAAACCAGUGAGAGCAAAACACAGAUCCAAAUGGAAGUUCAUAUGACAAAGAAUAGUCCAUAGAAGCUUUCCACCCCGCUUCCUCCCCAACUUGUUUUCAAGCUAAAACCAAACAAAAAGCUUGAGGAGAAAACAAGGGAAACCAAAACCAUCAUCAUCAUAUCAGCUUCCCACAUAUAUGUAUAUAUACUCACCCCUUUCUCCUCCUCCAGCCUUUAGAUCCUUCCCCUUUGCAUAACCAAAAGCAAAGUUCAAAACUUUAUCUCUCUAUCCCCUCUCUUUUCUCUUCCUGUACCAUGAUGAUGAUGAAAAGCUUCAUAUUCCAACAACAACAACAAGAUCAAGAGAACAUGUCCAACCUCACCACUUCAGCAUCCGGCGAAGCCAGUGUCUCCUCCUCCGGCGGCGGCAGCGGCGGCGGUAGAGUACUAAAUCAAAACAAUUACCACCCACCUCCAGAAAUCCCACCAUCCAAUCAACCGCCUCCCAAGAAGAAGAGGAACAUGCCAGGCAACCCAGACCCAGAUUCCGAAGUGAUAUCUCUGUCCCCAACGACAUUAAUGGCCACGAACCGAUUCCUGUGCGAGAUCUGCAACAAAGGGUUUCAGAGGGACCAGAAUUUGCAGCUCCACAGGCGAGGACACAACCUGCCUUGGAAGCUGAAGCAGAGGGCCAAGAACGAGGUGGUGAAGAAGAAAGUGUACGUGUGCCCCGAGCCGAGCUGCGUCCACCACGACCCGUCGAGGGCGCUGGGGGAUCUGACUGGGAUCAAGAAGCAUUUCAGCAGGAAGCACGGGGAGAAGAAGUGGAAGUGCGACAAGUGCUCGAAGAAGUACGCGGUCCAGUCGGAUUGGAAGGCCCAUUCCAAGACCUGUGGCACUAGGGAGUACCGGUGCGACUGUGGCACCCUCUUCUCAAGGAGGGACAGUUUCAUAACCCACAGAGCAUUCUGUGAUGCAUUAGCAGAAGAAAGUGCAAGAGCCAUCCCUACUAUUGCUGCUACAGCAGCAACAACAACAAUCCCACAAUUCAACCACCAAGGCUACAACAACAACAACAACAACAAUUUCCUCCAUUACCCAUUUUCCUCCUCUUCUUCUUCCCCCUCACUGAAAAAGGAGGAUAAUAACACUACUACCAUGGACAGUAAUGGUAAUUUCGGUCUGCUCAACAACAGCAGCAGCAGAGAGUUGCCACCAUGGCUAGCCAGCUGCCCGCCUGCAGGCCUACGAGCUGCUGCUGCUUCAUCAGUAAUGGGCCCGGGCCCGGGCCCACUCCUUCCUCAUCAUCUCUCGUCGUCGUCCUCUUCAUCAUCAUCAUCACCAUCCAUUUUGUCAGGAGCAAACCCUAGCCAGCUGGGCCCCACCUUACCAAACUUCCAUUCCACCACCACGCAGCACAUGUCAGCCACCGCGCUCCUCCAGAAGGCCGCUCAGAUGGGCGCCACCACCGCCUCCACCACCGCCGCCUCCAAAACCGCCGGCCUCAUGCUCGUCACCCCGACGGCCCACCCUGACCAUCAUCACGUGACUACCAACAGCAACAACAAUGCCGGUUUCGGUUUCGCGCCACGUGACAGCGUGGGGACCACCGCCGCAAUAGGUGGCGGUGGAGGAGGAGGUGGUGGUUUGUUUCAGGAGAUGAUGAACUACUCGUUCGAGGAGGAUGCGUUUGAUGGCGGAGGGAAGGGGUUGGCGGCGGCGGUGGAGGACGGCGGCGGCGGUGGGAUGACGAGGGAUUUCUUGGGGCUGAGGCCAUUGACGCACAGUGAUUUGCUCAGCCUAGCUGGUUUUGGAAACUGCAUCAACGAUGAUAGUAAUAAUAAUAAUAAUGCUGACCACCAACAUAGUCACGAGUCUCAGAAACAACCUUGGCAAGGUAAUUGAUUAUUUAUAUCAAUGGAGGAGGAAUAUAUUCGCCCCCUUUUUUUUUAAACUGUUUUGAUCCAUUUUGUCUUAGUUCUUCCUCUUCUCGAAAAUCUCUAUAUAUCAUACGAUUAAUUCGUUGUAAUCCUUUUUUUUUUGUCAAUCUGUUUCCUCCCAUUCCAUCUGUUUUUAUGUAUAUGAUGAUGAGAUGCCCUAAGGGUUUCUCUGAGGCCGUUAUUGGCAUCAUGAUUUAUCAUGAAGCUAUGUUGCCACGAUGAGCGCGUCAAAGAUUUCUAUUGUACGGUAGUAGUAUUUGUUGGGUGCAGCGGGUGAGAAUAGCGGGUAAAUAUAUUGCACUAAUAAAUCACACGCUUGUAAAAAGUUUACAAGUAAGUUGGACCUGGUGGCAGAGCCUCCAGAAUUACGGUAACCAACUUACUUAGAUCAAUUUCCUUCGGUAAUUUAAUAAUGCAAUAUACUACGACUAUUCUCAAAAUAGUAACAAGCAUAGAUAAUAAUAAAUGACACCGAGGAUUUACGUGGUAUACCCUGAUUUUGGGCCAAUCCACGGGAACAACAGCUCCGGAGUAUUUCUUUACUAUAACAAUGGUAAGUUACAUAGAUUUUCUCGAUACAAGAAAUAGAACACACAAUG